Molecule: messenger RNA, 3436 nt
Organism: Microcebus murinus (gray mouse lemur)
Lineage: Eukaryota; Metazoa; Chordata; Mammalia; Primates; Cheirogaleidae
Gene: SCN3B
Product: sodium voltage-gated channel beta subunit 3
Biological process (GO): sodium ion transport; regulation of sodium ion transmembrane transporter activity; ventricular cardiac muscle cell action potential
Cellular component (GO): voltage-gated sodium channel complex
Molecular function (GO): transmembrane transporter binding; sodium channel inhibitor activity
Source: RefSeq, a predicted model, not a curated record
UAAAUUAUUUAAAUAGAUAUACCCUCCAAAACAAUGUGGCCAUAAUUCCACUGGAUUUAUGCCAGUCAGACCACACAGGGAACAUCGGUUCCUGUUCUGGAUGUCACUUGGAGAAUCAUACUGACAAACUAAAAAUCCUCAUGAGAAAGCAAACAGGAUGGCUAAGGGUUGGAAACUACUAGGAAAUACACUGAAGAAACUAAAGAGGCUUAGGCCCAAACAAAAAAGUCUUGGGGUGAGGCGUGGGGUAGCAUAGCUCUUUGUAAGAGAAAACAGUAUUAGGACCACUUAAUGGAGUUUGGGGAGGAAGGAGGAGUGUACAGAAUUCAACUGAAUAUAAAGAACUUCCUUAAAUAUUGGAAGGGGUGAACUUGUGAAGCAGAAAGCUCUCUUCACUGAAAACGGUCAAGCCCAAUCAUCAGGAAUGUUCUUGGAGGACAGGAGGCUGAAUUAAGUCAACUUUAACUUCCCCUCCAAGGCUAACACAGUUUGCUUCAAGGGCUCAGAACAGCACAGGGUUGACGGCCUGGUGGCUCCCUGCCCAGGAAGGUCCUACCGGGGACAUCCUGUUGCUCUGUGGUCUGCCAGAAGGGAGCAUUUCCUGCGCGUGGUUCACUUACAGCCAGCUGUCACUCUGCCGCUCCCGUUUGGAACAUCAGUGCUAAGCUCCCUCUUUUGGAAAGAGAGAUGGAGAGGAUGCGACGGGGGCUGGAUUAGCCUUUCUUUCACCCAGUUCCAGGCAUUCCCGAUCUGUUAUGUCAACUUGAGCUUAUAACUGCCUGUAAAGGUUCAGGUUUCCCUCCCAGAGACCGGGCGGAGGCACCCAGCAGCUGGGACGAGGGAGUGGCUCGCGGUUGGAAGACACGGAGCACAAGCUAUCUGCUUAGAAAAAACAAAAAACAAAAAAAAACAAACAAAAAAAUUUAAGCAAAAGGGCGGAAUGCGAAGAAGCUGGGGGAGGGAGGGAGGAGCCUUCUCCCGGUCGCCGCCGCCACUCUCGCCGACGUUUCGGAUCACCUCCCCGGAGACGAGGGGAACGCGGGAACAGCUGGAAGCCCACAGCUGAGGAAGAUGCCUGCCUUCAACAGAUUGCUUCCCCUGGCUUCGCUAGUGCUCAUCUCCUGGGCCAGUGUCUGCUCCCCCGUGUGUGUGGAAGUGCCCUCGGAGACGGAGGCCGUGCAGGGCAACCCCAUGAAGCUGCGCUGCAUCUCCUGCAUGAAGAGGGAGGAGGUGGAGGCCACCACGGUGGUAGAAUGGUUCUACAGGCCCGAGGGCGGUAAAGAUUUCCUUAUCUACGAGUAUCGGAACGGCCACCAGGAGGUGGAGAGCCCCUUCCAGGGGCGCCUGCAGUGGAACGGGAGCAAGGACCUACAGGAUGUGUCCAUCACUGUGCUCAACGUCACUCUGAAUGACUCCGGCCUCUACACCUGCAACGUGUCCCGGGAGUUUGAGUUUGAGGCACAUCGGCCCUUUGUGAAGACGACACGGCUGAUCCCACUCCGGGUCACCGAGGAGGCCGGAGAGGACUUCACCUCCGUGGUCUCAGAAAUCAUGAUGUACAUCCUUCUGGUCUUCCUCACCUUGUGGCUGCUCAUCGAGAUGAUCUAUUGCUACAGAAAGGUCUCCAAGGCGGAAGAGGCGGCCCAAGAAAAUGCGUCUGACUACCUUGCCAUCCCAUCAGAGAACAAGGAGAAUUCUGCGGUACCAGUGGAGGAAUAGAACAGAAGCAGUAUGCCUGGAGGUGACGAAUAGGGACUUGGGAGGGGAAGGUGGAUGUGGAUGGCAGGUUGCACAAGUGGUGUCACCCACAACUGAAGUGACUUUUGAUUUGGUCCCUUAGAUCAAUGUCUACCCCUCCCAGAGUCCCCACCCUCAGGAUACUUAGGAUACUUCUUUAGGCUGAUGCCUGAGUCACAAAACUCUGUAUGAUAUGAAGCCCUUCAGAAGUGAAUUGCCUUGGCCUGAAUGUUGGGGCAACUUGAACUUGCCCACUGUGACAAAGGCAUAAUAAUUCUCCCACUCCCUCCUUUGGCCAAAGAGUCUUGGGCUGGGCCUGGAAAUUCUCAGUGAGUUGUUUUAUCAUUGGUAGGUGGCCUAAACACUGAGGGACCGGCUAUUCCAGGUUCAGUGAUGUCAACAGUGUCAGGAGGGGACCCCACGGGGCCCCAUCUCUUCCCUUCACGCCCAUCCUUCUAUUUGUUCACCCAUACAUCUACCCAUCUCUGAGCUCUCACCUCUGACUGCCUAGCCCCAUCAGACCUCUUCACACUAUAAGACUUUGCCAGAACCAAGCAGCCAACAUUUCUACACGGAUUCAACCUCACUUUGUCCUAGCUCUGUUUGAAAUCUGAAGGCAACUGGAUUGCUCCCCUGUGCUUAAAUGACUUAGUUAUAAGUGCUGGAGGUAGCAUCUCCCUCUGCCCUUCACUGGCUGGGACUGGCUCAUUCUCCACCGCUGCGAGAGAAUGGAUGUCUUGAUAGAAGGAAGCAAACUUAAAGCAGAAUCAUGUCAUGAACUUGGAUUCCAGGAAGUCAGUUUUUCCAAGUUCUCGGCCCACUGGGUCAAAGAAAUCAGAGCAAAGUGUGCGUCUUCUAGGUUCUCCAGUGAUGGAUCCUUGAGCAUGACUGACAUGCUAGAUCCGGAUUGGUCUCCAAGGCCUUGGUUGGACUCAGUCCUCCCAAGAACAAGGACAGAAGACUUGGAAAGGACCAAUGGUAAUUUAAGUGGCUCUUAAAAGUCAUACAUGUCCCGAUCCUGUUGUGAUGAUGUAGGUGUGCCCUCCCUGGGGAGCACACCACCUGGGCACUGGGACUGAAAUUCUGAAGUUCUUCCUCUCAAAAUCUCUGUGGAUCAGUAUUAUUCUUCAUUUUGCAAGAGACUCGAACAGGACUCAACUGAAUAGGAGGCUCAACUGCAUCUGAGAAUGCUAAUUAGACUAAGAAAAAUGCUUUUUGGUCUGAGAUGGAUGAUGAAUAAAUGAGCAAAGUGAUAGGGGAAGGAUGGGUAGGUGGCUUCCUAAUACUUCACCUAGGAGAAGAUGCAAUGUUCAGAGUCCCUCCCCCAACCCACCCCAGAUUUUGAGAGAGCAGAGAAAAUGGGAAAAUUUUUAGUCAUUAUCUCAUGUUUCAUUUUAAUUGAGUGACUGGUCUAAGUGUGAUAAGAGGGGGAAAGAUGCCUUAUGGGAUAUAAGAAGAGGGGGACUGGGAUUCAAUAAGAGAUGCCCCUGAGAUCUGGGGAGAUUUGCAAGAAAAGAACAUAUUUCAUUGGUUUUGGGCUUCACCUGACAAGCUCAGUUUUUCAUCUCUUCUUUCCCUAGGAAGUAUCUGAAAUGAGACCCCUUAACACAUUGUAAAGAAUCAAAUGUUCUUGAAGAAAAUAUUUGCAAUAAAUUCAAGAGUCUUCUUAUUGGUAAUUUCCCACACAAUCCCUCUGAAA